AUGAUUACAGUCAAGCUAUGCACAAAAGGAGAAUCAAGGACUGAUUAUAUUUUUAUGCCGAUAAAUAUAAAUACAACUAUUCGACAAUUAAAAGAUUACAUUAUUGAUAAAAUAAAAAUAAAACUGAAGUCAAAUGAAACUAUCAAACUUGAAAUGCAUGAAAAUAAACAAUGGAUAAAUAUUGAAGUAGCAAAUGAAAAUACAUGUACAGUAAAGGAUAGUGAAUUGUAUCACUAUUGCACUAUCCGUAUAGUUUUAUCUUCAUCAUCGUUAUCACUGUUAAAUGGAGAAAAACAAGCGGGUCGAUGUGGAUUGAAAAAUGAAGGCAGCAUCUGUUAUAUGAAUAGUGCAUUACAAUGUCUGAGUAAUAUUCCACAAUUAACCGAUUAUUUUUUAAAAUGGAUAAAUAAUUCAAAUAAAAAUAUUGCAAAUGUUUACGCUGAUUUAAUUAAAACAAUGUGGUCUAGUCAACAACGAACGUUAUCACCGAAAAAUCUCAUGCUAACUGUUAGUGAUCAUGUACCGGAGUUUUUUAACUAUCGUCAACAAGACGCCCAAGAGUUUAUGAAUAUUCUAUUAGAUUUAUUACAUAGUGAUCUACAAACAAAAGACAAUGGUGCAACAACUAUUAUUGAACAAUUAUUUCACUGGAAAAUUCAAUCAGCUGUAUCGUAUGAGAGUUGUAAUAAAGAAGAUGUUACUACUGAUUCCGUGACAUUUUUACCAUUAGCAUUACCAAAAGAAAAACGUUUAUUUAAAAUUGAAUACAUAUGUCAAAAUGGUAAACAAGAAUUAUAUCACAUCUAUACUCUUGCGAAUGGUAAGAUUUUAAAUUUAGUUCAAAGUUUUGUUGAUACAUAUCACUUGUCACUCGAAUCCAUUCAGAUUAUACCAACAAAAAUGUUGGAUAACAAAGUUGUACUCGAGUAUGAGUAUGAACAUCCGUUGAGUGAUAUAUUUCAGAAUUAUAUUACGUUUUUUGAAGUAUGUGCGCCGUGUACUUCAAACAAAGCCCGAGUACAAUGUACGUUUCAAAUUUUCAAUUAUUACAUAGAAUUCCGUCCUCCAAUAUAUAUUUCACUACCAUUAUAUUGCCAAGGUUAUGAUAUCAAAAAGUAUUUAGAUAAAAUUAUAAGCGAAAUUUUAUUAAAUUCCAAUGAGAAAUCAUAUGAGAUAUACUUUAGUAUUGAUGAUCAUAAAAAGCUAUUAGAAUAUCAUUUAUCAGAUACCAUUGACUGCUCGAAAAUUUUUAUUAUCAUUUCUGUUGUACAUACCGUGGUAGAUAAAUAUAAACAAACAAACAGUUACAUAGACUGUAUUCAACAAAAAAAAGAAAACGAAUCAGUAGUACAAAAAGAGUCCA
This is a messenger RNA of Didymodactylos carnosus, 1363 nucleotides long. The record is from the annotation of a GenBank genome assembly. Lineage: Eukaryota; Metazoa; Rotifera; Eurotatoria; Philodinida; Philodinidae.